This is a messenger RNA of Kazachstania africana CBS 2517, 864 nucleotides long. RefSeq names its product inorganic diphosphatase IPP1 (gene IPP1). The transcript has a single exon. Gene Ontology annotation, cellular component: cytoplasm; nucleus. Gene Ontology annotation, biological process: phosphate-containing compound metabolic process. The record is from RefSeq and is a predicted model, not a curated record. Gene Ontology annotation, molecular function: magnesium ion binding; inorganic diphosphate phosphatase activity. NCBI's taxonomy places the organism in Eukaryota, Fungi, Ascomycota, Saccharomycetes, Saccharomycetales, Saccharomycetaceae. Bases 1 to 864 code for a protein of 287 amino acids.
AUGGUUUACUCUACCAGACAAAUUGGUGCUAAGAACACUUUAGAAUACAAGGUUUACAUCGAAGAAGAUGGUAAGCCAAUUUCUGCAUUCCACGAUAUCCCAUUAUAUGCAGACAAAGAAAACAAUAUUUUCAACAUGGUUGUUGAAAUCCCACGUUGGAGCAACGCCAAGUUAGAAAUUACCAAGGAAGAUGCUUUGAACCCAAUUAUUCAAGACACUAAGGAUGGUAAAUUAAGAUUUGUUAGAAACUGUUUCCCACACCAUGGUUACAUUCACAAUUACGGUGCUUUCCCACAAACUUGGGAAGAUCCAAACCAAGCCCAUCCGGACACUAAGGCUGUUGGCGACAACGAUCCAAUUGAUGUUUUAGAAAUCGGUGAAACCAUUGCUUACACCGGUGAAGUUAAACAAGUUAAAGUUCUUGGUGUUAUGGCUUUAUUAGAUGAAGGUGAAACUGACUGGAAGGUUAUUGCCAUUGACGUCAAAGACCCAUUAGCUCCAAAACUAAAUGACAUCGAAGAUGUUGAAAAAUAUUUCCCAGGUUUAAUAAAGGCCACCAACGAAUGGUUCAGAAUUUACAAAAUUCCAGAUGGUAAGCGUGAAAAUCAAUUUGCCUUCUCCGGUGAAGCUAAAAACAAGAAAUACGCCUUAGAUGUCAUUAAGGAAACCAACGAAUCUUGGAAACACUUAAUUGCUGGUAAGUCUGUUGACAGUAAGGGUAUUGAAUUAACUAACACUACUUUAACUGAAACUCCAAGUUACUCUGCUGCUGCUGCUUCUGCUAUUCCAGCUUCUUCUCCAAGGGAAGAUGCUCCAAUUGAUAAGUCCAUUGACAAAUGGUUCUUCAUUUCUGGUUCUGCUUAA